CAGCAGCGAGCAUUAGCUCAGCCCGGAGAGAGGGAUUGGGAUCCAGAGAGGGAAGGAAGGAAGGAAGAAGAGAGAGAGAGAGGGAGGGAUAGAUAGAAGCUAAACAGGUGGUCUGAAAACACAGACAACAAUGUCGUCCGGCGGGGAGAAGCGGGACGACAUUUAGUCCUCAUUUUCCCUGACAGGAAUACCGGGAUAACCUCGGGCAACAACAACAAAACCCCCUCCAUGCUCCCGUGUGCUUCCCACUCGGAUUUGUCCUCCUCGUCUCGGCUUUGCUCCGAACCUGGGGAAGUCCUCGGAGCCUGAGCCAUGAAAGUGACGGUGUGCUUCGGCAGGACCCGGGUGGUGGUUCCGUGCGGGGACGGGAACAUUAAAGUCCACGCACUCAUCCAGCAGGCUGUCAUGCGGUACAAGAAGGCUAUCGCCAAGGACGCAAACUACUGGCUGCAGGUCCACCGACUGGAGCAUGGCGACGGCGGGAUCCUCGACCUGGACGACGUGCUUUGUGACGUGGCUGACGACAAAGACAGACUGAUCGCCGUCUACGACGAGCAGGAGCCCCAUCACGGCGGCGACGGAACCAGCGCCAGCUCCACCGGGACGCAGAGCCCCGACCUGUUCGCCGCAGACCUCGGCGCCGGCAGCGUCGCCUCGGCGUUCCAGCCCUACCAGAACGCCAGCGAGAUCGAAGUCACGCCUUCGGCCCUGCGCGCCAAUAUGCCUCUCCACGUCCGGCGCAGCAGUGACCCCGCCCUGAUCACCAUCAACGGGCCAUUCAGCGCCUCGGAGUUGCGGGUCCAAACCGAAGAGCCUCCAUCCAGGAAGAACCCGACUCGCUGGUCCACCACUGCCGGCUUCCUGAAGGCUCGCCAUUCCUCAGGCACAAACAGCCUAGAGAGGAAGAGCAAAGGUUUGGACACGUACCGCAGCCUGCCGAGGGACGCAGGGACCUGGUCCAAUCAGAGAGAGUUUCAGAGAGACACGGCCAGGUCGUCGCUCAGCGCCAACCACCCCAUGGUGGACCGCUGGCUGGAAAAACAAGAGCAGGAGGAGGAGAGCAGGGAGGAUGAGAACGGGCGAAUCGAGCCGGUUGGCCGAGCCGACUCCUGCAUGGAGCACACCCCCGUCAGAUCUCUGGAAGACAUUGUGAAACUGGUGGAGGUGUCAAACGACGGCGGGCCUCUGGGGAUCCAUGUGGUGCCUUUCAGUGGCAGGGACCGCAGGACUCUUGGCUUGUUGGUCAAGCGUCUGGAGAGGGGAGGAAAGGCCGAGCACCAGGGCCUUUUCCAGGAGAACGACUGCAUCAUCCGUAUCAAUAACGGAGACCUGCGAAACAUCCGAUUCGAACAAGCACAGAACAUGUUCCGCCAGGCCAUGCGUUCCCCGGUGAUCAUGUUCCACGUGGUGCCGUCGUCCAUGAAGGCCCACUACGAGCAGCUAUCGCACGCCGAGAGGAACCCCUCGUUUUCCUCGGGACGCUUCAGCCCAGACUCGCUGUCCGGCAUCGAUCACAACCCACAGAGGAUAAACCGCCACGGAUCCCAAACGCAGACCCACCCGGACCCAAACAACGGCUACCCACAUCUGACUCACCCUGCCGUCACGGCGGCCAAACCUCCCACAGGCCACACCCACUCACCUCAGAGGGGGCUGAACUCGACGCCCACGCCGGGGUAUACCAAAAAAGUGGGGAGGCGGUUUAACAUUCAACUCAAGAAAGGCCCUGAAGGACUCGGCUUCAGCAUAACGUCGCGUGACGUCCCCAUCGGCGGCUCCGCUCCGAUCUACGUCAAGAACAUUCUCCCCCGGGGGGCCGCCAUCCAAGAUGGCCGCCUUAAGGCAGGAGACCGGCUGCUGGAGGUGAACGGCGUGGACCUGAACGGCCGGACGCAGGAGGAGGUCGUCUCGUUGCUCAGGAACACUCCGAUGGGCGGCGCGGUGGGGUUGCUGGUUCUACGCCAGGAAGACUCUUUCCCACCCCGAGAAGUCAGCGCUGAACCCCAGAAGCAAUCCCACAGAGACCUGAAAACGGAGGAGGAUGAACUGGUCCUGACUCCCGAUGGGACCAGAGAGUUCCUGACCUUCGAGAUCCCGCUCAGCGACUCGGGUUCUGCAGGUUUGGGCGUCAGUGUGAAAGGCAACCGCUCCAAGGAAAACCACGCAGAUCUCGGCAUAUUUGUCAAGUCAAUCAUAAACGGUGGAGCAGCCUGCAAGGAUGGACGACUGAGGGUGAACGACCAGCUGAUUGCGGUGAACGGCGAAUCGCUGUUGGGGAAAACCAACCAAGACGCCAUGGAGACGCUGAGGAAGUCGAUGUCAACAGAAGGCAACAAGCGCGGGAUGAUCCAGCUGAUUGUGGCCCGACGAGUGGCCAAGAGAAACGAGGAUUCUUCAGGAAACCCGUUGGGAUCCCAGCAGACCGUAAACACCAGUCUGGACGAUCACGAGCGCAGAAUCUCCCACUCCCUCUACGGUGGCCUGGAAGGCCUCGAUGACGACUUGAUGCCACGUCAAGGAAUGAUUCCACGCACAAUAGGAAACUAUCAGCUCUCUCUGACCGUCAACAUGCCGCAGGACGACACCGUGAUCAUCGAGGACGACCGCCCGCCGCUCCUGCCGUCCAACAUGUCCGACCAGUCCUCGUCCAGUUCCCAUGACGAUGUGGGCUUCGUGGCUGAUGUGACUCCGCCGUGGGCCAAAGAGCUGCCUGCUCACAACGAAAGCGCUCUGAGUCCAGAUGAAAACAAUCCGGACGUCUCGUUCCAAAGGGAAGGUUUCGGACGCCAGAGCAUGUCGGAGAAACGCACCAAGCAGUUCGGAGACGCCGCUCAGCUCGAGAUCAUCAAGACACGCAAGUCCAAGAGCAUGGAUCUAGUAGCCGACGAGAUUAACCUCACUCCUCGCCCCGACACCGACGCAGGUUCUUCCACUAAGGACGUUGGACCUUCACUGGGCCUCAAGAAGUCCAGCUCUCUAGAGAGCCUCCAGACGGCGGUAGCAGAGGUCACCCUGAACGGUGACCUCCCGUUCCACCGGCCGCGCCCUCGCAUCAUCAGGGGGCGGGGCUGCAACGAGAGCUUCCGGGCCGCCAUCGACAAAUCCUACGACCGGCCAGCCGCCUUGGAGGACGACGACGAGGGCAUGGAGACUUUGGAGGAAGACACGGAGGAGAGUUCCCGAUCUGGGAGAGACUCUGUCUCCACCAUGGCGGACCAGACGCCGCUGUCCGCCGGCCCCGAAAAGCCUCUGGUCAACGGCACCAACCGCACCAAGGAGGAGAAGAAGAAGGACAAAGACAAACCGGGGAAGGAGAAGAAGAAACAAGAUGGAGGGAAGGAAAAGGAUAAAGAGAAGGGAAAACCAAAGAAGGGAAUGCUGAAGGGACUUGGAGACAUGUUCAGGUUUGGGAAAUACCGAAAAGAUGAGCGGCCAGCGGAGAAGAUGGACCGGAAAGGAUCGAGCAAGUGGAGGACCGAGGAGACUCAGGUUUCUGAUGAGGAAACGAUGAAGAUGAGGAUGGAGCAAGAGAGGAUUCAAGCCAAGACGAGGGAGCUGAGGGAACGCCAAGCCCGGGAACGGGACUACGCGGAGAUCUUGGACGUCAGCCGCCCGUUGGAUAGAUCCUCUGAGGAGGAUCACACCUACUCCGGCGUGAACCCUCUGAACAUGGACAGCAGUCACAGCCGGGCUCACAGCCCCCGUGACGAAUAUUCCCACGUUCAUCACCAGCACCAGCACUCUGACUCUCUCUACUCGCCGGUCAGCCGGGCCCGAAAUGACCGGCCUCCAUCCACAGACAGCAACCGGCUAACUCCUAGCAACCACGACCGGAUACAGAGGCUGCGGCAGGAGUUCCAGCAGGCCCAGAACGUUCCCGACGACCCGGACGAUCGCAGGAGGACCUACAGCUUCGAGCAGUCCUGGUCCAACUCCAGCAGCAACGGUCCGGGCGGGUACAGCCAGCCGGGCCGGCACUCGGUGUCGGUGGAGGUCCAGAUGCAGAGGCAGAGGCAGGAGGAGAGGGACUCGUUCGCCCAGGCGCAGCGGCAGUACAGCUCCCUCCCUCGACAACCCAGGAAGAAUCCCAGCACCGUCUCCCAGGACUCCUGGGACAAGGCGUACCCACCUGGAGACGUCUUCCAGACGGCCAAAGACAACCCCCGGUACUCCAGCUACCAGGGCUCCCGGAACGGCUACCAGGGCGGUGGCGGCGGCGGGGCAGGAGUGAACGCUAGAGUCCUGCUGGAGGCCCAAGAGCUGCUGCGGCAGGAGCAGAGGCGCAGGGAGCAGGAAGCCAAAGGAAAAAUGCUGCAGGAAGGCAGCAGGACCAGCGCCUACGAGGGGUACAACCCCCACCUGAAGGAGCCGGGGUCGCCGAAGGGCCCGUACCGACACGACGUCCCGCCUUCGCCAUCGCAGCUAGCUCGGCUCAACAGACUGGGGUCAGAAAAGGGAAGACUUUUUUAUUCCUGAGGGGGAAAAAAUUAGCAAAUUAGCAUCAGAACAUAGACAACGGACUACUUGGCCUUCUUAUAGCUUAGUGACUAUCUUAAAGGCAAGCGGGUGUUUGAUGACCCGCACCAACUAUCAGUCACUCACCAACAACCAACAGACGCCCCAGUGCCUUGUCCACCCUCGUCGCCGUCACGGACCGACAAUCAGGCAGAGGAGUGGGCGCACGCGCACGAAUGACGCGUUCCAACUGCCGUUUUUCAGUUAGCUUCAGAAAGCUAACUGCUCUGAAGGAGAGUGAGUUCCAACUGCCGUUUUUCAGUUAGCUUCAGAAAGCUAACUGCUCUGAAGGAGAGUGAUCCAACUGCCGUUUUUCAGUUAGCUUCAGAAAGCUAACUGCUCUGAAGGAGAGAGCGAUCCAGCUGCCAUUUUUUAGCUAGCUAUCCGAAGCUAACUUAGAAACAGCAGUUGGAACGUUCUUUCCUUUAUAGCAGUUAGCUUUCUAAAGCAGUUGGAAAGAGCUUUCUUAUUGCCAACUUAUAUGCCAGCUUUAUAAAGCUAACUGAAAAACAGUUAACUUAAAGGACUUAGCUUUGGAAGGCUAACUGCUCUGAAGGAAAUAGCGUUCCAACUGCCAUUUGUUCAGUUAGCUUCAGAAAGCUAACUGCUAUGAAGGAAUGAAAACAGGCCAGAGAGAAAGAGCGGGUGUGCGUGCGGGUGUGUGUGUGUUAUUAAUAAAAGCCCUCCUCAUAAAUGA
This is a messenger RNA of Xiphophorus hellerii (green swordtail), 5212 nucleotides long. RefSeq names its product par-3 family cell polarity regulator alpha, b (gene pard3ab). The transcript is spliced from 25 exons. Gene Ontology annotation, molecular function: protein binding; phosphatidylinositol binding. The record is from RefSeq and is a predicted model, not a curated record. The coding region runs from base 313 to 4476 and encodes 1387 amino acids. Gene Ontology annotation, cellular component: apical plasma membrane; apical junction complex; cell cortex. Gene Ontology annotation, biological process: establishment of centrosome localization; establishment or maintenance of epithelial cell apical/basal polarity; intracellular protein localization. Lineage: Eukaryota; Metazoa; Chordata; Actinopteri; Cyprinodontiformes; Poeciliidae.